Messenger RNA from Andrographis paniculata, 5334 nucleotides. Its product is annotated as E3 ubiquitin-protein ligase UPL4. The record is from RefSeq and is a predicted model, not a curated record. Gene Ontology annotation, molecular function: ubiquitin protein ligase activity. Gene Ontology annotation, biological process: protein polyubiquitination; proteasome-mediated ubiquitin-dependent protein catabolic process. NCBI's taxonomy places the organism in Eukaryota, Viridiplantae, Streptophyta, Magnoliopsida, Lamiales, Acanthaceae. The transcript is spliced from 17 exons. Bases 257 to 4888 code for a protein of 1543 amino acids.
UUUUCUGUUUUUAUUUUUCUUUCUCUUUCUCUCUCUUCUUUCUCGCUGCUCUGUUUUCCCCUCACCUUGGCCAUCUCUAUAAUCCCCUUCGUGUGUGUAUAUAUAUAUCCACCUCCUGUGAUUAUCUUUGGUUUUUUUACCUAGAUUGAUUGUUAAAUCUCCCGAGGGAAUAGCAACUGAAAGGUGCAAUUCUCUAAAAACCCUAAAAUUUGUGUGUGUAGCCGGAAGGAUCAAAGUAUUCUAGGAUCAUUUGACAAUGGCGAAUCGAGGUCAAAAACGAUCAGACUGUGUUGAUGGAAUGCCUGCAGACAAGCGUGCCUGCAAUUCAAUGGAAUUCCGAGCUAGUGCUUCGACUUCAUCUGCUCCAAUUCCGGAAAACUCUGUUCAAGAAGCUCAGGAUGCUGAAAUGGAGACGUCAUCUUCAACGUCGGGGUCUAGAUCCGAGGGAGAUGUCGAGAAAGAAUCUGCAUACGGUUCAUGUGAUUCUGAUUACAGCAUCCAUGAUUACUACCGGCAGCGUGCGAUGGGCGAUCAUUCUAAGUUUAAGAAACUGCUCGUAAGAUUAACCGAGGAGGCCGAGGAAUCGGCGCAAUUGGCACUUCUCACUGAGCUUUGCGAGUUGUUGUCCUUUAGCAGCGAUGGUUCGUUACCGAGCGCAAUGGUUGAUUCAUUUUCUCCGGUACUUGUUCGGUUGGCGAGACACGAGACCAGUCCGGAUAUAAUGCUCUUGUCAAUAAGGGCUAUAACUUAUAUGUGCGAUAUCAAUCCACGAGCGCCGGGUUUUCUUGUGAGACACGAUGCAGUUCCUGCUCUCUGUAAAAUUUUAAUGGCGAUCGAAUAUUUGGAUGUGGCAGAGCAAUGUCUGCAAGCACUACUGAGAAUUUCGCAAGAGCAACCCCUUGCUUGCUUGCAGGCCGGUGCAAUAAUGGCUAUUCUAACUUAUAUUGAUUUCUUCUCGACAAGUAUUCAGAGGGUUGCACUUUCUGCUGUGGUCAAUAUAUGCAAGAAACUAUCGUCUGAUUCUCCUGCGCUGUUCAUGGAGGCAGUGCCUACUUUGUGUAAUCUUCUCCAAUACGAAGACAAACAGGUUGUUGAGAGUGCUGCCACUAGCCUUAUAAGAAUCGGGGAGCAAGCCUACGGCUCUUCGAACAUGCUGGAUGAGAUUUGUAAGCACGGGAUUGUUCAGCACACCAUACAUCUCAUAGGCUUAAAUAGUCGAACUACCCUUUGUGAGCCCACAUAUAUUGGACUGAUAGGAUUACUUGCCAAGUCUGCUCAUGGCUCUACGGUUGCUUUCAGAAGUCUUUUUGAGCUUGAUAUAAGCAGCACGGUAAAAGAUUUGCUGUCCACGUACACUCUGACAGAAGGAGCGCAAUCAACACAAGUGGUGGAGUGGCAACACAGUCAGAUACAUGAAGUCCUGAAGUUGUUGAAUGAGCUUCUCCCAGAAAUUACUGCUAAGCAGGAGGGUCAACAAAUGCCAGAAAAAGAAGCAUUUCUUGUAGAGAAUCCCGAUGUUCUGCACAAGUUUGGUGUUGAUCUACUUUCUAUUUUGAUUGAGGUGGUGAAUUCUGGUGUGAAUCUGUUUAUAUGUUGCGGCUGUCUGUCUGUUAUCAAUAAGUUGAUUCAUCUCAGCACACCCGACACACUCCAUAGUCUGCUACAAACUGCUAACCUCCCCAGCUUCUUAGCGGGCGUGUUUUGGAGGAAGGAUCAUCAUGUGAUAUCUUUGGUCCUUCAGAUUGUUGAUAAUAUAAUGCUCAAGCUUCCCGAUGUCUACAUAAACUCCUUUAUUAAAGAAGGCAUCCUUUUCUCCAUUCACGGGCUACUUUCUCCUGAUAAAGAUUUGAAACUCUCUCCAGUUUUAGAUGGCAUUAGGUUGGAAAAUGAUGUUACUCAAAGAUCUGCUGCUCGUGAUGUAUGUAGAUGCCCCUGCUUUGCAUUUGAUACAAACCAGUCUUCAAGGUCACUGGAAAAUCGGGUAUGCAAGCUUGAGGAACGCACGAUUCAGAAUUCUGCAAAGCGUAUUUGGGCUGCAUAUUUUGAAAAGGAAUCGGUGAAUCCUGAGAAAGGUGUGACUGAUGUUCUCCAGAAGCUUAGAACUUUAUCUGAUACAUUAACAUCUAUGGUGAAUCAGUCUGUGGAAGAUGCAACAUCUGGUGAUCGUGAGGCGGAGAUUUAUGAUCUUCUGAAUGAAAUAAUGUCUGCGCUUAAUGAAAAGGAUUCCAUCUCCAGUUUCGAGUUUGUGGAGAGUGGAAUUAUAAAAGCAAUAGUUAAUUACCUGUCAAACGGUGGCCAUCUUCUUGGACAGGAAAAUAUUGCUCCUAAUCAGUUGCGUGUCAUGGAGAAAAGGUUUGAGCUUUUUGGGCGGCUAUUGUUGUCUGGUGCAAACCCUGCUCGUGCAGAAUGUCCACUUCUCAUCCUAAUACAACGACUACAAAGUGCGCUGUCCUCGGUUGAAAGUUUUCCUGUUAUUUCCAACACAUCAAAGCGGAGGAAUUCUUAUGCUACCGUUCCGUAUGGACAUUGCACUUCAUACCCCUGUCUGAAGGUUCAGUUUCUGAGGGGAAAUGAAGAGUCUGGCUCGGAUUAUAUGGACGAUAUUGUCAGUGUUGACCCGUUUGUUCCUGUGGAAGAAAUCGAAGGGUAUCUUUGGCCAAGAUUGUGCAGGGAAAAAGCCAAGAAAUUGAUCUCAGAAUCACAUGCUUCAAAGGGGAAAGAUAGAUCGCGUUCCCAUUCUCCAUUAGAUUCAAGCAUUCCCCAAGAAAAGGUUGUCGAUGCUGUCACAACUGCAGAGAUGCUACUUGAUGCUCAUGAGCUGCAGGAAAGAGAAGUACAUUCUUCACCUCUUGCAGAGACAUGGUUUGCUUCAGAAAAUGUUACCGAUUCAUCUGAUGCAACUGAUAUUCAAACAGAAGAGCAUGAUCUUUCUCAAUGUGACCAUGGUGCAAAUGGCGAUUAUCAAGAAUGUAGUGAUAGUGGAGAUACUUCCGCAAGGCUGUUAUUCUAUUUGGAUGGUCAGCAACUGAAUCGUGGAUUGUCGUUAUAUCAGUCUAUUCUUAAACACAAAGCGCAAAUAGAACAUGGUAAUGCCAAUUUUAGUUUGUGGAAUCAUAUCUACAAAAUAACAUACAGAAGGCACGUGACGGCGAAACCAACUCUUGCCAAAGACGGUGAUGGUGCAUCUUCAUCUUCUCUUUCAUAUAAGAGAGCCACAUCCGGUUGGUACACUCCAGUUUUCUCUCAUAUGUUUGGUUCCAAAGUCGGCUUCGAGAAAAUGGAUCCAACACAUGAUAUACUAACUCUCAUGAGAUGCUUGGAUGAAAUAAAUCGUUCGAGAUUCCAUCUGGUAUCUCGUGAGAAGACUUGCGCAUUUGCACAAGGGAAAACAGAUGAUCUGGAUGGGUUAAAUGUUGUGGCGUGUGAGGUCCCCCAAACUGAAUUUGUCAACAAGAAGUUAACAGAAAAACUAGAACAGCAAAUGCGGGUACCUAUGGUCGUCUCAGUUGGGGCUAUGCCAGCAUGGUGCACCCAAUUAAUGGCUUGGUGCCCGUUCUUAUUCAGUUUCGAAGCUAGGUGCAAGUACUUUCAUCUGGCAGCAUUAGGCCAGCUGCAGAAUCAAACAAAUGCAGCGUCUCAUAGUAAUUCUGGAGGUUCGAACGGCAGGCAUCAUCAAAACAAUACUCCUCGCAGAAAGAUUUUGGUUCACCGAGACAAAAUACUAGAAUCUGCCGUCCAGAUGGUGCAAGUCAGUUCCCGUCAAAGCGUUGAAGUGGAAUAUAAUGAAGAGGUGGGUACUGGUCUUGGUCCGACAUUGGAAUUCUACACGUUGGUGUGCCGGGAGUUUCAGAAACGCAACUUGUGCAUGUGGAGAGACAACUCUCUCUCUCUUAAUGGGACAGCAGUUUCUGAAGCUGAGGAUUUAGGAUUGGUGUCUACUGUUGAGCUCUUCCCACGCCCAUGGUCGCCGUUGCUGAACACAUCAAGUAGCCCGGAAUAUUCCGAAGUGAUUAAAAGGUUCACACUCUUGGGGCAAGUAGUCGCCAAAGCUCUUCAGGAUGGUAGAGUUUUAGAUCUUCCUUUCUCAAGGGCUUUCUAUAAACUCAUUCUGGAGAAGGUGCUUACUCUGUACGACAUUCAGUCAUUUGAUCCUGCGUUUGGUAAGGCUCUUUCAGAGUUUCAGGCUGUUGUUGAGAGGAAGGAGUAUUUGAGGUCUCUUUGCGGUUCUGACAACCUCGACGUGUGCUUGCGGAACACAAAAAUUGAGGAUCUUUGUCUCGAUUUUACCCUCCCAGGAUAUCCAGAUUAUGCUCUAAUUUCCGAGUUUGAUUCAAAGAUGGUCAAUCUUUCUAAUUUAGAUGAAUAUGUCGCACUCAUGGUUGAUGCCAUGACAAAUUCGGGAAUUGCUAAGCAAGUGGAAGCAUUCAAGUCAGGUUUUGAUAAGGUUUUCCCCAUUCGACAUCUCAAGGUCUUCACAGAAGAGGAAUUAGAGCGUUUGCUAUGCGGCGAGCAUGUCUUGUUGAAUUCGGACAAGCUCUUGGAUCACAUCAAAUUCGACCAUGGAUACACAAUCAGCAGCCCUCCGAUCAUAAACUUACUGGCAAUCUUGAAAGAGUUCGAUCCAGCAAAGCAACGAGCAUUCUUGCAGUUUGUCACCGGCUCCCCCCGGCUUCCGGCUGGUGGUUUAGCUUCUCUCAACCCUAAACUCACAAUCGUUCGCAAGCAUUGUAGCAAUGGGAUCGAUGUCGACUUGCCAAGCGUCAUGACCUGCGCGAAUUACUUGAAGCUUCCGCCUUACUCUUCAAAAGUUCCACCCGUUCUUUUCUCCUCGACAUAUCAAUAUCAUGUUUCCUUUGCUCUUUUAGUUCGUCGACACGGCUGUUUCUGAAUGAAAAAUUGGUUCUUUUUUGCAGGACAUUAUGGAAGAGAAGCUCAUGUAUGCCAUUACCGAAGGGCAGGGGUCGUUCCACCUUUCGUAAUAGGUAUAGAUGAUGUUUAUAUUAAUGUGAAUACGGAUUUUAGAUUAUCUGGUGAUUGAUGUACAUAAGAUGGGGCUCGUAGCGUAACGGUAUCGUAGUCAGUCGAGUCGAAUCGAAUCGGAUGGAGGAGCUGAUUGGGAAUAUAUGCACAAGAGGAUGCUCUUUCGUCAUUGUUCAAUCUCAUUUAAUUAUAUAUUUUGGCUUAUGAUUUUCAGUUUCAGUCAGUUCUUCCUUUUGCUAAGAAUGUACAGUUAGCUCUCUUGAACCUUUUUAUCUGAAUUUCUAUUCUACUUUGGUGCUGGGAAUUUCAUGUUUUUUUUCUUUUAAUAGCAGUGGAAAUUCUGUGUUGAAUGUU